This is a messenger RNA of Arvicola amphibius (Eurasian water vole), 1035 nucleotides long. RefSeq names its product antigen-presenting glycoprotein CD1d-like. Lineage: Eukaryota; Metazoa; Chordata; Mammalia; Rodentia; Cricetidae. The coding region runs from base 1 to 990 and encodes 329 amino acids. The transcript is spliced from 6 exons. Gene Ontology annotation, cellular component: external side of plasma membrane. The record is from RefSeq and is a predicted model, not a curated record. Gene Ontology annotation, molecular function: endogenous lipid antigen binding; exogenous lipid antigen binding; lipopeptide binding. Gene Ontology annotation, biological process: antigen processing and presentation, endogenous lipid antigen via MHC class Ib; immune response; antigen processing and presentation, exogenous lipid antigen via MHC class Ib.
AUGUGGUACCUACCGUUGUUUUGGGUGUUCCCGUGGGUCUGGCUACAAUCAGAGGCCCAGCAAAAGAAUUUCCCCUUCCGCUGCCUGCAGAUCUCUUCUUUCCCAAACAGUAGUUGCUCAAGCACAGAUGGCUUGGCCUGGCUGGGGGAUCUGCAAACACACCGGUGGAGCAAUGCCUCGGACACCAUUGACUUCCUGAAGCCUUGGUCCCAGGGCAAAUUCAGUGACCAGCAGUGGGAGCACUUGCAGCGCAUAUUUCAAGUUUAUCGAUUCAGCUUUACCAGGGACAUACAGGAAUUUGUCAAAAUGGUGCCUAAUAUACACUAUCGCAUUGAGAUCCAGUUGUCUGCUGGGUGUGACGCAUACUCUGAAAACGCUUCAGAAAACUUUUUAUAUGCAGCAUAUCAAGGAGAAUAUAUCCUGAGUUUUCAGGGAACUUCCUUUCAGAAGGCCCCAGUUGCCCCACCUUGGACAGAGUUGGUCAUUAAAGUGCUCAAUGGUGAUCCUGGGACAACGGAAACAGCGCAACGGCUUCUGUAUGACAUCUGCCCCAAGUUUGUCCAUGCUCUCCUGGAGGCAGGGAAGCCAGAGCUGGAGAAACAAGAGAAGCCCGUGGCCUGGUUGUCCAGUGGCCUCAGUCCUAAACAUGGUCAUCUACAGUUGGUGUGUCAUGUCUCUGGCUUCUACCCAAAGCCUGUGUGGGUGAUGUGGAUGCAGGGUGAGCAGGAGCAAAAUAGUCCUCAGAGGAGUGACUACCUGCCCAAUGCUGAUGAGACAUGGUAUCUCCGAGCAACCCUGGAUGUGGAGGCUGGAAAGGAAGCUGGCCUGGCCUGCUGCGUGAAACAUAGCAGUCUAGGAGGACAGGAUAUCACCCUCUAUCGGGGUGGCAAACAUUUAUCCAUGGGUAUUAUCAUCGUUCUAGUACUAAUAGUAGUACUAUUAUUAAUAUGUGCUGUAAUCGGUUUUGUGAUCUACACCAAGAAGCACUAACAUCCUGUAGGUCUUCUUUAUACCUGCCUUUCCUGAGACUCAGAC